AUGAGAGAGCACAUGAAAAUUGUCAAUAGAGCUAUCGCCGAAAACGUUCAACUGAAAGAAAAAGUUGAUUCAUCAACCGUUAAAUUAUUCAAUGGGUUCGAUCAAGCAAGUCGAAUCAAGAAUUUAGAAAUACAUGGGAUUCCGGAAAGAGAUAAUGAGAACUCAGUUCAAAUUUUGAAUAAAAUUGGGGACCACGUAAAAUUUUUGAUUGAUGAGAAUAUGAUUGAUUUAUCUUACAACGCUGCGCAGCACACGAGACUACACGACAGACCCGUCUUCAAAUCGUUAGUUGAUUUGAAAUUCAUAUUGAGUGUCAGAACUUUUAGUUUUAUAAAAAUAUGGCUGAGUGAGCUGGUGAGUGAAGCUGGUCCAAGUAAACGGUGUAUUUCAAAACCAGUGUGGAAGAGGCCGUGGCUUACUGAAGCUGAAUUACAUGCAGCACUAGAAGAAUCUGAUGAAGAACCGUUUGUUGCUUCUGAUACGGACGAUUAUAUUCCAGAACCAGCAGAUUUAGAAUGCGAGGAAUCUGAUGUAGGAAAUGAACCUGUGAUUAAGCAAGAGGAAGAAUAUGAUUCGGAUGAAAGUAUUAAAGAGGAACCAGCGCUCACACAACCUGUAGUUUUUGUAAGCAAAAAUGGUACUCAGUGGCGUGAUACUCCACAUCCACAAGCUCAAACACUUAGUCGUAAUAUCUUGCGUCAAAAAGGUGGAGCAGCAGCUUUCAGUGCUUUGUUGACGGCUAAAGAAAUUUUUAAUAUCAUUAUGUCUAAUGAGAUGUGUAACAUAAUUGUAAGAGAAUCUGAUCGAAAAGGUAGAAAAGAAACUGAAAAUUAUAAUGCUGAACUAAUUCAAAGGUACAAAGCUUCCGAACGACCAUAACCAAAGGUUUUCAAGCCAUUUUACUGACAACGAAUUUGAAGCAUCUUAAGGAAUCCUU
Messenger RNA from Leptinotarsa decemlineata (Colorado potato beetle), 937 nucleotides. RefSeq lists its product as uncharacterized. Lineage: Eukaryota; Metazoa; Arthropoda; Insecta; Coleoptera; Chrysomelidae. The record is from RefSeq and is a predicted model, not a curated record.